CUGCAUUUGGUGUAUAUAAGCAUCUAUCAGUCUAUCAGUCAUAGAAAUAAUUAAUUGAUUGGCAGAUAACUAGAGUUAAUGAUAUUGAAUAAACGUUAAUCAUGACCCAAAAAAGUAAAGUUAUAAAUCUCUAUAAAACUCUACUGCAUUUAGGUAAAGAUUAUCCAAAAGGUGCAGAUUAUUUUAGAACUAGGUUGAGAAUGGCUUUCGAAAAAAAUCGGGGAGAAAGUGAUCCUGACAAAAUUGAUAAAAUGAUUGCUCAUGGAAAUUUUAUUUUCACAAUGGCCGUUUGCGUUGCUGUGAUUGGAAAAGAUAAUUCUCCAAAGUACAUUAAAUGUACAGACGAAACAAAUGCUUUACAAUUUCACUAUAAAGUUCAUACUUCUAUUGAUAUUGUUGAAGAAAAGUUAAAUAUUGGAAAUAAAACUGCUGUAGAUGUAAGGGAAUUGUUUUUAGGCAUGUUAUAUUCAACAGAAGAAUAUAAAAUAUUUGGAUAUGCAACAAAUACAAAAGUUAAGUUUAUAAUAGUCUUACAAUCUUCUAAUGCUACUUUACGAGAUAAUGAAGUUAGAAUGAUGUUUAGAAAACUACAUGUAGCAUAUGCAAAUGCAGUCAGUGACCCUUUUUACAUUCCAGAAGAUCAAAUUCAAUCCAAAUCAUUUGAUGCUACGGUCAUGGAUAUUAUGGGUUUACUUUCUGAUGAACAGAAAGCUUAAAACUAUAAUAAUUGUGUAUAUUCUGUGUAUAUAAUAAGUACAAGUUUUAUUUAUUAAUUAUUCAUUUAAUUUAUGUUACUGAAAAUUAUUCAUUUUUGCAUUAUUAUAGUAUAAUUUAUACUUUCCAAAUAAUUUUCAAAGACACAUGUUAUGAGGAAAAUGUCAGAAUGCACAUAUUUUGAAACGAAGUUUUCACGAAUUGUUUUAGUUAAUUCCAAUAAUAGUACUUUAAGAAUUACUGAAUAAGUAUUAGUAUUUAGGUAUACUUUAUAUAUGUUUAUAAAUUCAUUUUUUCAUAUUUAAUAAGUUACAAAUAUUGUAAA
Phymastichus coffea is the source of this 1039-nucleotide messenger RNA. Its product is annotated as trafficking protein particle complex subunit 2-like protein. Gene Ontology annotation, biological process: respiratory electron transport chain; endoplasmic reticulum to Golgi vesicle-mediated transport. Gene Ontology annotation, cellular component: cytoplasm; TRAPP complex; nucleus. The record is from RefSeq and is a predicted model, not a curated record. The transcript has 7 exons. Bases 102 to 716 code for a protein of 204 amino acids. Lineage: Eukaryota; Metazoa; Arthropoda; Insecta; Hymenoptera; Eulophidae.